Messenger RNA from Phycomyces blakesleeanus NRRL 1555(-), 744 nucleotides. RefSeq lists its product as hypothetical. The transcript is spliced from 3 exons. The coding region runs from base 1 to 744 and encodes 247 amino acids. Lineage: Eukaryota; Fungi; Mucoromycota; Mucoromycetes; Mucorales; Phycomycetaceae. The record is from RefSeq and is a predicted model, not a curated record.
AUGGAAGAAGACUUUAUCUUUGAUAAUGAUAAUGAAGACAAUGUAAAUUCUGAUCAUAGUGAUGAUGAAGAAGCUUUCAUAUCGGCAUAUCAAGAAGAGUCAAUAUUUUUUUCUGAAGACACCAACCUUAAAUCACUUGUAAUUAAUAGCAAUGAAAUUGAAGAAGGAAAUACAAGUUUCGAUUUUGAACAAGGUGAGACUUUGGAUGUUGACACUGAGAGUUCUGUAACUUCUAGAAUUUGUGAGUUUUCAAUAAAUAGCAUGCCCAUCUAUAUUUGUUUUGUGACUAUUUUUAUUGUCAUAUUUCACCUGAUCUUUUUGGUGGAUAAUGAUAGAUAUAUUCUCAUUGAGUUCUGCAACAAUCUUCUCUCCAUUUGCAACCUGGCUGGUUCUCUCUGUUUGACAAUCAACAGCCUAAGACAUAUUACUGGUUUUGACAAAGCAACAAAAGGAAUGACAGUGUAUGUGACAUGUUCAAAAUGUCAUUUGAUAUAUCCUCCAGGCACAACCAUAAAGAAUUGCAAUUUUAAAAUUUUUCCUGAAUCAAAUACUUGUAACAAUCCACUAUACAAAUUCACAAUUGCCAGCCAUUCUUCUCCAGUAAUGAUGUAUCCAUACAACUCACUUAAGCACACAUUACAGCAACAUUUUUCCAAGUCAGAUUUUGAGCAAAGAAUUAAUCUUUGGAGAAACCACCCAACAAUGGAAAAUACAAAACUUGAUAUUUAUGACAGUGCGAUAUAA